Messenger RNA from Trichoplusia ni (cabbage looper), 868 nucleotides. It is a transcript of the gene mRpS28, whose product is annotated as 28S ribosomal protein S28, mitochondrial. The transcript is spliced from 2 exons. Gene Ontology annotation, cellular component: mitochondrial small ribosomal subunit. The coding region runs from base 140 to 715 and encodes 191 amino acids. NCBI's taxonomy places the organism in Eukaryota, Metazoa, Arthropoda, Insecta, Lepidoptera, Noctuidae. The record is from RefSeq and is a predicted model, not a curated record.
AAUAAAAAAAAACCUAAUGUCAGUAGACAUCAAAAUAGUGCAAUUUGUAGGUUAUUUCUAAACUUAUUUGUUUUAUGAAUUAAAACUUAUAAAGUAACCUGCUUCAUCAAUACGUAUUUAUUGCUUGUGUACCAAGCAUAUGUAUCACAUUAAAAGUGCCAUUCAAGAAGUCGGCGGCAUGAUGCUGACCACUGCAAGAAUAACCAAACAUUUACGAAGAUCGAGUUGUAUAAUCAGUUCAAGAACCUUUAGCAGUCCGUCUGGUACAAUUCAAAAUGACCAAGGAGCUGUUCCGGAUGCCUCCCCUGCAAAAGUCAAUCCAUCAGGCUUUGCGAAGGCUUUUGAAAAGCACUCACAAAUUGCAGAACCUCAGGAUAAUGAACAGAACUAUACAUUCGCUUCACUAUUAAGGAAUUCCAAGCUUAUGGAUCUUGGAGAUCCCACCAACAAGGUCGUCAUUGGUAAAAUAUUCCAUGUUGUUGAAGAUGACCUGUACAUUGAUUUUGGUUGGAAGUUCCACUGUGUAUGCACCAGGCCUACCGUCCGAAGUGAUGAGUAUGUAAGGGGGGCGCGAGUAAGGAUCCAAAUCAAAGAUCUAGAGCUGUCCUCCAGGUUCCUCGGCUCCAGCACUGACCUCACACUCUUAGAGGCUGACUGCAAACUCCUUGGUAUUGUGUCAACACCAGUAAGAGCUAACACAGUGAGUGAGAAGUAAUAAAGUAAGAGAUUUUUAGGUAUAGUUGUAUGAGUAAUAAAUUAUGUCGUUACAAAACUUGUUAUAGUUUACUCUCAUUCUGCUUAAGAACACCUUUAUAACAGGACAAUAUAGCUAAAAACAAUCAAUACUAUUAUAAAAAAUAUUAAAGUG